Nothoprocta perdicaria is the source of this 3734-nucleotide messenger RNA. RefSeq names its product oxysterol binding protein like 2 (gene OSBPL2). Gene Ontology annotation, molecular function: cholesterol binding. Lineage: Eukaryota; Metazoa; Chordata; Aves; Tinamiformes; Tinamidae. Gene Ontology annotation, cellular component: cytosol; membrane; intracellular membrane-bounded organelle. Bases 176 to 1621 code for a protein of 481 amino acids. The transcript is spliced from 14 exons. The record is from RefSeq and is a predicted model, not a curated record.
UGGCUCUUUCUUCUGARUGAGGAAUUGGAAGGACUGCAUAUGUAUGAGAUCAUCCGAAACAGCUUGGUAUUUGCAAAUAAAGAUCUGGAGACACACGAAUACUUAAUUUUUAAAUCAAGCUCAACGAUGCAUUAGAGGAAGCUGRAUUGGCUGUACAGAGAUUUCAUGCUGAAGGAUGAACAGUGAAGAAGAGUUUUAUGAUGCCGUUACGGGCUUUGAUUCUGACAAUUCUUCAGGGGACUUUUCAGAAGCGAAUCAUAAAGCUGCGGAAAUGCUUGAUCUAGAUCCACACCAAAGCAGUCGGAGUGGAAAACAUAAUGGAGAGACAGAUAUUCAAGAAAAUGGAAUUAAGAGACACAGGACAUCAUUACCUGCACCAAUGUUUUCUAGAAGUGAUUUUAGUGUGUGGAGCAUAUUAAAAAAGUGCAUUGGACUGGAGCUGUCUAAAAUUACAAUGCCCAUUGUCUUCAAUGAACCAUUGAGUUUCCUUCAACGAAUAACGGAGUAUAUGGAACAUAUAUACCUCAUUAAUAAGGCUUGUAGUCAAGCAGAUCCCCUGGAAAGAAUGCAGGCUGUAGCUGCUUUUGCAGUUUCUGCUGUAGCUUCUCAGUGGGAGAGAACUGGCAAACCAUUUAACCCACUUCUAGGAGAAACCUAUGAAUUAACAAGGGAGGACUUAGGUUUUAGGUUUAUAUCUGAGCAAGUCAGCCAUCAUCCGCCUAUUAGUGCGUUUUAUUCCGAAGGCCUCAAUAAGGACUUUGUUUUUCAUGGAUCAAUCUACCCCAAACUAAAAUUCUGGGGAAAGAGUAUAGAAGCUGAGCCUCGGGGAACAAUUACUUUGGAGCUGCUAAAGCAUAAUGAAGCUUACACAUGGACAAAUCCAACGUGUUGUGUACAUAAUGUAAUUAUUGGUAAACUGUGGCUAGAACAAUAUGGAACAGUAGAAAUUGUAAAUCACAGUACUGGUGAUAAAUGUGUCCUUAAUUUUAAACCAUGUGGACUGUUUGGGAAAGAGCUCCACAAAGUAGAGGGCUACAUUCAGGACAAAAAUAAAAAGAAGCUGUGUGUGAUCUAUGGCAAGUGGACAGAAUGCUUAUGGUGCACUGAUCCUACCACAUAUGAAGCUUACAAAAAGAAUGAAAAGAGAGGUGGUGAGCAGAAGAAACCAAAGCAGAGUGAAGAUGUUAUUAAAUCUGAAAAUGAUGAGGCUGAUGAUAUGCCAGAGGUUCAAGACACAGUGCAGUUCAUACCAGGCAGUAAAUUGCUUUGGAGGAUAAAUUGCAGACCACCAAACUCAUCMCAGAUGUACAAUUUUACCAGUUUUGCUGUGAGUCUCAAUGAGCUAGAAAAGGGUAUGGAAGCAAUACUAGCUCCUACUGAUUGUCGACUGCGCCCAGAUAUCAGAAACAUGGAAGAUGGAAACAUGGAUCUGGCUAGUAAGGAAAAAGAGAGGCUAGAAGAGAAGCAAAGAGCUGCUCGCAAGGAGCGUGCAAAAGAUGAUGUGGAGUGGCACACAAGAUGGUUUCAUCAAGGCACUAACCCAUAUACUGGGACUCCAGAUUGGCUGUACUCAGGUGGUUAUUUUGAUAGAAAUUUCUCGGACUGUCCAGACAUAUAUUGAAAUCACUGAACCAAUAGCUCAUCUCAUCUGGACAUCUAGUUACUAGAUUUCAUUCUAAGCCAGUGACUCUGGUUGUGUUAAUAGCAAAAACCAGCUUUUCUAAGUAAAUUUUAACAAAAAUUCUGUCACUCAACAAUCGAGGAUUUAAUUAUCACUAACUUUGGAUUGCCAAAUAUUUAAAUACUGUUGCAUUCUUGCGUAAAGUUGAAAAUCAUCAUGUUUUCACUAAUUUUUUCAAGGGACCUUUUGGUUGUUUUUUUUCCUAGUUUCUUUGUCAGAAAGGUAUGCUGUAUCUGGUAGAGCUUAUAACAACCUUGAAAAUUAUGUAACUUCUAUAAAAUAAAUAGAGAUAAUAUCCUUGUUGCUUAGUACAGCAGCGAAGAGUUGUUAGGAAUUUGGAACAGAGAUGAAAGAUUAGUAUGGUGCAAACAUGAUGGCAUAUGUUUCAGUGGCAAUUCCCCAUGAAGAGCUGGAGGUGACGUUUUUAGACAGCAGGUAGUACUACGUGGGGAUUGGAGCUCCUGGCCCCCUUUCUCUGUCUCUCAGUACGGUCCAAUACUUCAGACUUGGGGGAACAAAACACAAGAUAUUAGCUUCUCAAGCUGUAGUUGUCUGUUACGGAAUCUUUACAAUCUUUGGACACUGUGAGUAUUAAACUCYGUACCUGUGAUAAAAUUGCAUAAAACAUAGGAGAAGGAUGCAUUWAAAAAGUUGUCUUUUUCUGAAGUAAAAUGCUAUCCUAAAAAAUAGGAAACUUCAGAAACAAUUGUAGGAAUGUUGAAGUGGUUACAGUGUAAAAUAUAUUGCUUGCUACCACUUGGAGGCUUAGAUCUCCAGCACUACUUUUUGCAGCUUUGGCACUAUAUAUGCUUCUAGACUAAACUUUUAUUUGGAAGCACUUGGUAGACAUAUCCACACAUAUCCAUUCCCGUUUUGGGGAUGUUUUUGUUUGCAUGUUCUUCAUUAUUAGGUCAUGUCUGUUCUGUAUGUUGUGAAAAAACAGAACUAAUUUAAAACUGUGGCAUAGUUAUACCUAUUACAAGUUUUCAAAAUUUCUGUGAGCACGUGCUGUCAUAUAAGUAAAAAUAUUUUUGGUACCAUAUUGAAAUAUUAAAGCCAUAUAAUCCUGGAACUAUUUGAACUAUAGAUCAGUUACUAUUAUUGAUGCAUUCAUUUUCCUUCAAAGCGGUACACUUCAGAGAGGGGGAAGGAGGCUUGAAAAACUAAGUUGAACAAUUUAAGCUAACUUUAAUUUUUGUUGUUUUUUUUUGUGAAAAUUUUUAAUUUAGUAACCAAGCAAAGCUGCAGAAUGGCUGCAGUGCAGCUAAGUUUACAGUAAUUUAGGCAUUGAUAGUGCUAGAAACCAGAAGAAUUAGUGGAAGAACUGAUCAGAUCGAUUACCCAGACACACUUGUGGCUUCAUUUAAAGAUUAGCUUUAGAAUUGCUUCUCCCUGAGGAUUAAAAAACAAAAGAAAAUAAACAUCACCCUGAUGAAAUAUUUUUAUAUGAAGUCAAGUAGUUAAAGAUCAGAUUAACUAUAAAUUUGUAAAGAUUUAGUUGCCUUCUUCAUUAAAAAAAAAGUAAGGAAGAGUAAUUGUAAAAAACCCAGGCAAUAAAUGAGGACAAAAUCUAGAAUGUACUUAUGGCAUCUUCUUUCUGUUGCCAGAAAUUGGACUUUGGGCUGAUUGCAGCUUUCAGACAUAAAACUUAGACUUUGAAAUACAGUGGAAAUUAAUGUUUGUUCCUAAUAAGUGUCUAGGCAUUUGACUUUUAAAAGAUAUUGCUGAUCCUUAUGGAACAGCAUAAUAUUUCAUAACUCUUUCAGCCUUUUUGUAAAAAAAUAAAAAAAAAACAAAAAAAAACUUUAAUGGCUUUCAAGUAAAGGAACCAUUUAUAUAGGUGAGUCUKGAGAGGAUUCAUACAUCAAGCUGUUUUUAAAAUCUCAUGAGAGUUUAAAACUUGCUUAAACUAAAUAGCACGUCCCAUGUAUUCGUCUUAAAAUAUUUUCUAAAUUGUAGUUACCCAAAUGGAAAAAUAGUAUAGUAAUUGCUGAAGAAAUACUCUGAAGCAAUAUGGUUCGCAACUCUCUACAGGUCAUGAUUUAAAUUCAGA